CCCGCGGAGCCGCCAAUUGCUGGAUUCCAGCGGCGGGCCCGAGUCUCCACCCACUGGAAAAAUUCCUGGCCCGCUCCUCCCUCUCUCCUCCCUCCCGCGGCAGCUCCGGCUGCGCUCGCCCGGCCCCGACUUCCUGCCGGGCGCUGGGAAGGCGCGCGCGGGCUGGGGUCCCCGGGGGCCGCGCCUGCAGCGGGCCGCGUCCCGGACAGCCGAGGGGCUGGGCAGUGGGCGGGAGCGGCGGGCAGCCUCAGCCACUGCCGAGAGCGACUUUCAAACUCGCGCCCGCGUCGCGGCCGCACCUGGGCAGCCUUUCGCGCCGAGCGUGCCGGACCCAGCGGGGCGGCGACCGUGCGAAUCUCUCCGGAGUGCCCUCUCCAGGCAGCGAUGCCAGGAUGCCUGUCUCUGCCUCUCUCCGCCAAGAGCGCAGCCAGGAGCGGCCGGUGAGCCUGACCUCCACCACCUCCUCGUCGGGUUCAUCCCGUGACAGCCGCGGUGCCAUGGAGGAUCCCAAUGGUUCCGAGGCUUCUGCUGAGAACGGGGCAGGCUCCCCGCGCGGCCGGCAUCCCCCCAACGGCAACCCCAACUCCAGCGGCUGGCUGAGCGUGAGGGGGCCCCUGUCUCCGUUCAGCAGUCGGGCCCCGGCGGCCCCAGCACAUAAGCUCAGCUACCUGGGCCGAGUGGUGCGGGAGAUCGUGGAGACGGAGCGGAUGUAUGUGCAGGACCUGCGCAGCAUCGUGGAGGACUACCUCUUGAAGAUCAUUGACACGCCUGGGCUGCUGAAGCCAGAACAAGUCAGCGCCCUCUUUGGGAACAUAGAAAACAUCUAUGCACUGAACAGCCAGCUACUCAGAGACCUGGAUGGCUGCAAUAGUGACCCUGUGGCUGUGGCCAGCUGCUUUGUGGAAAGGAGCCAAGAGUUUGAUAUCUACACCCAGUAUUGCAACAACUACCCCAACUCAGUGGCCGCCCUGACCGAGUGCAUGCGGGACAAGCAACAGGCCAAGUUCUUUCGGGACCGGCAGGAGCUGCUACAGCACUCUCUGCCCUUGGGCUCCUACUUGCUGAAGCCCGUCCAGCGCAUCCUCAAGUACCACCUGCUGCUCCAGGAAAUCGCCAAACAUUUUGAUGAAGAAGAAGACGGCUUCGAGGUGGUGGAGGAUGCCAUUGACACCAUGACCUGCGUGGCCUGGUACAUCAAUGACAUGAAGAGGAGGCACGAGCAUGCAGUCCGGCUCCAGGAGAUUCAGUCACUGCUCAUCAAUUGGAAGGGACCAGACCUGACCAUCUAUGGGGAGCUCGUCCUGGAGGGCACGUUCCGCGUGCACCGCGUGCGCAACGAGAGGACCUUCUUCCUCUUUGACAAAGCUCUGCUCAUCACCAAGAAGCGAGGCGAUCACUUUGUCUACAAGAGUCAUAUCCCGUGCUCCUCCCUGAUGCUGAUCGAAAGCACCAGAGACUCCCUGUGCUUCACCGUCACCCACUACAAGCACAGCAAGCAGCAGUACAACAUCCAGGCCAAGACAGUGGAGGAGAAACGGAGCUGGACUCACCACAUCAAGAGGCUCAUCCUGGAGAACCACCACACCACUAUCCCCCAGAAGGCCAAGGAAGCCAUCUUGGAAAUGGACUCCUACUAUCCCAGUCGGUACCGCUGCAGCCCGGAGCGACUGAAGAAGGCUUGGUCCUCCCAGGACGAAGUGUCCACCCACGUGCGGCAGGGGCGCCGGCAGUCUGAGCCCACCAGACACCUGCUCAGGCAACUCAGUGAGAAAGCAGGUGGAACAGCGGGAAUGAAGCAUGCAGGCAGUGCCGGCGCUCUCCUGGACUUUGGGCGGCCUCCUCGUGCUCAGGGCAUACAGCCAGAGGCUGAAGGGGCUGCCCGGGAGGAACAGGAGGAGGAGGAGGAGGAAGAGGAGGAGGAGGAGGAGGAGGAGGUGGUGGAGGAGGAGGAGGAGGAGGAGCAGGCCUUUCAGGUGUCUCUGGAAGACUUGGCAGGGCAUGAAGGCAGCAAGAAGGGGGCCAGGCUGGAGCCCCAAGGCUCGGAGGAGGAGGAGGAGGAGGAGGAGGAGAGCCUGGCAGUGGCGGAGCAGGUAGCCGACUUUGCCAGCUCCCUGCUGGCCGCCCUCCACUGCUGGCACUAUCGGGCCAACGCUUUACUUUUCUCCCGGGGCGCUAUGGAGAAGGGGCGUAGGGAGUCUGAAGGCCCCAAGAGCCGCAGAAGGCCCGGCGGCCGGUCUCCCACUAGUGCUGAGAAGCGCAUGAGCUUUGAGUCCACCUCUUCGCUGCCAGAGGUUGAGCCAGACCCUGAGCCUGAGACAGAGCAGGAAGUAUUUGCUGCUGUGGAAGCUGCCAGCAUCGAGGAGGUGCCCUCAGACAUGGAGUCUCCAGAAGUCCUGGAAACACAGCUUGAUGCCCACCAGGAGCUGCUGGGGAUGGCCCCCCCGGGUGACAUGGUGGACUUUGUGGUGGCCGAGAGCACCGAGGACCUUAAGACUCUGAGCAGUGAGGAGGAGGAGGAGGAGGACAUGGGUGCCACGCAGGAGCCCGAGAGCCUCCUGCCACCCUCUGUGCUGGACCAGGCCAGCAUCAUUGCCGAGCGGUUCGUCAGCAGCUUCUCUCGGCGGAGCAGCCUGGCCCUGGAGGAUGGCAAGGCCAGCGGCUUUGGGAGCCCGAGGCUGACAAGCCGGAGCAGCAGCGUGCUCAGCCUAGAGGGCAGCGAGAAGGGCUCGGCCCGGCGUGGCAGCACCACCGACGCCCUCGGCUCGCAGCCACCCCCAGAGGUGGACAGCGGUGUGGGCAUGGCCACGGAGAGCAGCCCUUCGGUCAACGGGACGGAGUCCCCGAGCCCAGGCUGCCCUGCAGAGCCCGACAGGUCUUCCUGUAAGAAGAAGGAAUCGGCACUCUCCACCCGAGACCGGCUGUUGCUGGACAAGAUCAAGAGCUACUAUGAGAACGCGGAGCACCAUGACGCGGGCUUUAGCAUCCGGCGCCGAGAGAGCCUCUCCUACAUCCCCAAAGGGCUGGUGAGGAACUCCGUUUCCAGAUUCAACAGCCUUCCCAGGCCGGACCCAGAGCCCACGGCUCCGCUGGGGCACAGGAGGCAGGUGGGCUCCCGGCCGGCUUCGUGGGCUAUGUUUGACCUCCCAGGCCCCGGCCAGGCGAGCGCUGGGGAGCCAGCUCCUAUCACAGAUGCUGAGUUCAGGCCGUCUUCAGAAAUUGUAAAGAUCUGGGAGGGAAUGGAGUCUCCCGGGGAGAGCUCUCACAAGGGGCCUGGCCAAGGCCAGGCCAAUGGUUUUGACCUGCACGAACCGCUCUUCAUCCUGGAGGAGCACGAACUGGGGGCCAUCACCGAGGAGUCGGCCGCCGCCUCCCCUGAGAGUGCCUCCCCCACGGAGCGGCCCAGCCCGGCCCACCUGGCCCGGGAGCUGAAGGAGCUCGUGAAGGAGCUGAGUGGCGACGUCCAGGGGGAGCUGGUGGCUCCACUGCACCCGCGCAUCGUCCAGCUCUCCCACGUGAUGGAUGGCCGCGUGAGCGAGCGAGUCAAGAACAAGGUCUACCAGCUGGCCCGCCAGUACAGCCUGCGGAUCAAGAGCAAAUCUGUGCCAGCCAGGCCACCGCUCCAGUGGGGAAAGGCGGCUCCCACCGUUCCCUGCCUGCAGGAGGAGGCUGGAGCGCCCUCGGGCGGCAAAGGUAAGAGAAAGCCGGUGCUGUCCCUCCUCAACGAUGAGCAGACGGUGGCCCCGGAGCACAGCCCGCCCAAGCCCUGCUCUCCUCGGCAUUGCUCCUUCAGCCCCACUGCUGCCAGCCCGAGGACCACCUCGCCUGGGGUCCGGCCCUCCUCUCGAAGCCCCCUCAGCCCCUUCGACACUGAGACCUUCAACUGGCCUGAUGUCCGAGAGCUCUGCUCCAAGUACACCUCCCACGAUGAGGCAUUCCAGGCCGAGGGCAGUCGGCCCCGUGGCCAGCCUGUCAACCGGAGCCGCUCGGUGCCAGAGAACAUGGUGGAGCCCCCUCUGGCGGGCAAGGUGGGCCGCUGCUGCAGCGUGGGCGCCAAGAGGGGCCGGGCAGACCCAGAGGCCACCCAGCCCCAGCCUCCUGGGGGAUUGCCCCAAAGCAGGCCGGUCGGAGAGGAAGCCCUGUAUGUCACCGCAGACCUCACCCUGGAGAACAACGGGCGGGUGAUCGUCAUGGAGAAGGGGCCUCUGCCCUGCCCCGCUGCGGGGCUGGAGGAGGGCAGUGGCCAGAGACCAAGCUCACCAGCAGCCGCGGUGGGACAGGGCCUGGAUUUCCAGGAGUCUGGGAUUUCCAGGAGUCCAGAGUAUUGGCCAAAGGAAGAGGGUCCCAGAGACCCAGUGGACCCAGGCCAGCAGGGCAGAGUGAGAAACCUGAGGGAGAAAUUUCAGGCCUUGAACUCUGUAGGGUGAUUCUGAGUCCAAGGAGAGGGAGGAGCCGUGUGGCUGUGGGGGGGGGGGGGGGGGGGGGGGGGGGGAAGGACGGAGAGGGACCACGGCAGGCUUGCCCUCAGGCCUGGCUCACCCUGCUCACGAGGGCCCCUGGAAGAAUGCUCCGGGGUACCCGGCAAGUGUCUUCACUGGGAACCGGCUGGCGCACCCCUGGGCUCGGGGCGACUUUCCACAGGCCCAGUUGAGCCUUUCUUCCCACCGAGGCCAGUGUGACCACUUCCCUUGUAUAUAGUUCUUUGGUGAGAAGCUGAAUAUUUAAGCUCUCCUCUUCCCAGGGAGAGCAAGUCGUGCUCAGGCCUCCAGUGUUGGGCUGACCACUGCCGGGCUGAGGCGCCCACCUGGAGGAGUCGUGGGGAGGUGGCCUGGGGAGGCUUUCCUCUUUGUGUCUUUUCUUAGGAUCCAGGCAGGAACCAGGCCCAUAAUUUAUUGCUUCCCAUUCCGCGGUAUAUUUGUGUGUGCACGUGAGAGUUUGUGUUCUUUUGUUGUGGAUUCCUCUCCCGUGAAGAAUGUAACGCGCUCAGUUCAGGUACUUUUGUAGGUUGUCUUGCUGAUCCUGUGGUUGUCACUAAUGUAUAUACAUUUCGUUAUUUGCCAAUGGUUCAAUAACCACUGCUGACC
Messenger RNA from Leopardus geoffroyi (Geoffroy's cat), 5081 nucleotides. It is a transcript of the gene PLEKHG3, whose product is annotated as pleckstrin homology and RhoGEF domain containing G3. Bases 393 to 4424 code for a protein of 1343 amino acids. Gene Ontology annotation, molecular function: guanyl-nucleotide exchange factor activity. The transcript has 18 exons. NCBI's taxonomy places the organism in Eukaryota, Metazoa, Chordata, Mammalia, Carnivora, Felidae. The record is from RefSeq and is a predicted model, not a curated record.